This is a messenger RNA of Oncorhynchus masou masou (cherry salmon), 3032 nucleotides long. Its product is annotated as zinc finger protein 287-like. NCBI's taxonomy places the organism in Eukaryota, Metazoa, Chordata, Actinopteri, Salmoniformes, Salmonidae. Gene Ontology annotation, cellular component: PcG protein complex; chromatin; transcription regulator complex. The record is from RefSeq and is a predicted model, not a curated record. Gene Ontology annotation, biological process: regulation of transcription by RNA polymerase II. The coding region runs from base 111 to 1187 and encodes 358 amino acids. The transcript is spliced from 2 exons. Gene Ontology annotation, molecular function: RNA polymerase II cis-regulatory region sequence-specific DNA binding; DNA-binding transcription factor activity, RNA polymerase II-specific.
CACGGAAGUAGGAUUGGAAACGACUGUUUUGAUUUUGCAUUCCUUGUGUGGGGUAAAGAUAUACAUACUGACUAAACUGAAUAGACUACCCAACUCACAUUCGACUGAAAAUGUCUAAACUACAGUUGUUGAGUGUUUUUUUAAAUGAGCGUUUAACGGCGGCUGCUGUGGAGAUUUUCGGGGCAGUUGAGAAAACGGUAGGAGAAUACCAGGAGGAGAAUGAUCGGCUACGGAGACUGCUGGGGAUCACACCGGAGAUACGACAACGUAAAAUAGACUCCCUGCAGCUCUAUGUCUCUGAAGAGGAGGUUCCCCCUGAGCAGCAGCACUGUGAGCAGGAGUGGAGCCCCUGUCUGGGGCAGGAGGACCCAGAGCCCACACAGAUUAAAGAGAAACAGGAGGAAGUCAGGACCAGUCAGGAGGAGCUUCAAGGUCUGGAGCCUGAUAUCAUAGAAUUCAAAUUCACUCCUUCCUGUGUGAAAAGGGAAUGUGAUCCGGAGGACCCACUUUGGUCCUUGACUCUUCCCCAAACCCAGACUGUGGAGAACAGAGAGAGCGACUGUAAACGAGUGGAUUUCACACGUUUUGGCACUGUGACCCACAUUAAGGGUCUCAACAUUCCCUGUGACCCUCCAGAUAGUCAAAACAAUGCCUUCAGCCACAGUUCAGCUGUAAGCAGCGACACAGUAGGACUUGACAGCAGCCCAUCAUUGGAUCCAAACCCACCAAUGGGGGAACACUAUUCCAAACUCAGCACCACGUCUAUAAAAACUCACCACUGCCAUGACUGUGGUGAAACGUUUCCUCUGAAAGCUGAACUGCAGAGACAUGUGACUCUCACCAAGAAGAGAGUCAGCGAAUGCCACUUAUGCAAAAAACUCUAUAACUCCACCUGUAAACUGAAGGCCCAUGUCCAACUCUGUCAUGGUGGUAAACCCUGCACCUGCCCCUUUUGUGGAAAGGCCUUCAAACAAAAAGGACAUCUAUCCAGGCACAUGAAUAUUCACACAGGAGAGAAACCAUUUACCUGUGGUGACUGUGGGAAGAGCUUUAUUCAGAAAGGGGACCUAAGGAGACAUAUACUGACUCACACAGGAGAGAAACCAUUUAGCUGUGGUGACUGCGGUAAAGGCUUCAUUCGCAAAGAGCACCUAACUGCACAUGUACGGACUCACACAGGAGAGUAAUCAUAUGGCUGCUCAGUCAGAGGUAAAAGAUGAAUUCAGAUGGUAAACGUGCUGACGCACGUGAGAUACAUCCACAAAGAAAGAAAAUAGGAUGAAAACACAAAAAAGAAAGACCGUUAGGACAAAGAUCUCCUAUCAGGAGAUGGGAAUAAAAAGGCAGGAUGUGAACAACGCUCUUAGGACAGCAGAGAAAGACAGGACAAAGAUCCCCUGUCAGGAGAUGGGAAUAAAAAGGCAAGGAUGUAAACAACACUCUUAGGACAGCAGAGAAAGACAGGACAAAGAUCUCCUAUCAGGAGAUGGGAAUAAAAAUGGAGAAUGUGAACAACACUCUUAGAAAAGCAAAGCUACUCUGGAUCAUUCCUGCUGUGGGUUUCAGAUAAAUAGAUACAUGAUGGAUUUACUUUAGUAAAAUGUUUUGUGUAAAUAAAGUUUGAUUUGAAUUAAAAGUUUAGGAAAUUAAAUAACAGUAGUGUCUGUAUUUUGUAUUUUGUUCAACGUCUGUUGAUGUUUCCACGAAAUUAGAAACAGGGAUAUCUGGUGAUGACAGAAUGUUCUGACUGAUGUUAUUAUAAUUUUUUUUUUUUUUUUUAUGCAUUAAUUCCAGAAGUUAUCUCCUUCCGUCUGUCCAUGAGUGUUUCUCAUCCAUUCUGACCCAAUGUUGCUCAUUCAUGAUAUUGUUUGAAAUUGUAACUUCUGGGAAGUAGUGAUAGUGAUAGUCAACUCCUGUCCCAAUUCAAUAACAUCUACACUACCGUUCAAAAGUUUGGGGUCACUUAGAAAUGUCCUUGUUUUUGAAAGAAAGGCACAUUUUUUUGUUUGUUAAAAUAAUAUCAAAUUGAUCAGAAAUACAGUGUAGACAUUGUUAAUGUUGUAAAUGACUAUUGUAGAUGGAAACGGCAGAUUUUUAAUGGAAUAUCUACAUAGGCGUACAGAGGCCCAUUAUCAGCAACAGUCACUCCUGUGCUCCAGUGGCACGUUGUGUUAGCUAAUCACAGUUUAUCGUUUUAAAAGGCUAGUUGAUCAUUAGAAAACCCUUUUGCCACUAUGUUAGAACAGCUGAAAACUUGUGCUAAUUAAAGAAGCAAUAGAAUUGGCCUUUAGACUAGUUGAGUAUCUGGAGCAUCAGCAUUGCGGGCUCGAUUAUAGGCUCAAAAUGGUCAGAAACAAAGAACUUUCUUAUGAAACUCAUCAGUCUAUUCUUGUUCUGAGAAAUGAAGGCUUUUCCAUGCGAGAAAUUGCCAAGAAACUGAAGAUCUCGUACAACACUAUGUACUACUCCCUUCACAGAACAGCGCAAACUGACUAACCAGAAUAGAAAGAGGAGUGGGAGGCCCCGGUGCACAACUGAGCAAGAGGACAGGUACAUUAGAGUGUCUAGUUUGAGAAACAGACGCCUCACAAGUCCUCAACUGGCAGCUUCAUUAAAUAGUACCCGCAAAACACCAGUCUCAACGUCAACAGUGAAGAGGCGUCUCCGGGAUGCUGACCUUCUAGGCAAAUAAAAAGAAAAGAUUAAGAUGGACAAAAGAACACAGACACUGGACAUCGUCUGAAUACCUCUCGUAUUGCCAACCUUACAACAAUGGCAGCAAAUAUUCUUAUGAAUUCAACAACACAAUGAAAGGAAACUAUUUAUAUCACCCCUUUUCCUGAAGUGAAUGGUUUCACCCACUACUCUACCCGCGAACUGCGGCAUUCUUUGAUCUCUACAUUUUCACUUUGUCACACUGGCAUGCCAUGCCUAAAGUUUGCUAAUCUUGCCAAUUAAACUAUAAUUAAAGUAAUUAGCAAUAUCAUUGGGUUUUGUGAUGAAUGAGCCAUCUGAUUCAAUGAAUGAUGGAA